This is a messenger RNA of Cornus florida, 720 nucleotides long. Its product is annotated as protein PROTON GRADIENT REGULATION 5, chloroplastic-like. Gene Ontology annotation, molecular function: electron transfer activity. Bases 110 to 493 code for a protein of 127 amino acids. The record is from RefSeq and is a predicted model, not a curated record. The transcript is spliced from 2 exons. Gene Ontology annotation, biological process: response to high light intensity; photosynthetic electron transport in photosystem I. Gene Ontology annotation, cellular component: chloroplast. Lineage: Eukaryota; Viridiplantae; Streptophyta; Magnoliopsida; Cornales; Cornaceae.
AAACCAUCACACACAUCUAUCACAAAAUUUUAUGAGGCAGAAAAAAUAAGAGCCUUUGAAUUUCUCUCAAGGGUGAUAAGGAACAACUAGCACUUUGUGUUGUUGUUCAAUGGCUACAUCGAUUUCUGCAACUGGGUUUAAAGGGGGUUUGUGUUCUUCAUUCCAUGGAAGUUGGGGAACAUCCAUGGUCGGUGAAGAUCACACCAUGCUGGCCAAGUCAGUUCCGAACAUGGUUCGUGUCGGAAAACCGGUACGAUCACAACCUAUGAUGAAGAACGUCAAUGAAGGGAAGGGUCUCUUUGCUCCGGCGGUUGUUCUCACUCGGAACAUUAUCGGAAAGAAACGAUUCAAUCAGUUUAGAGGCAAAGCUAUUGCUUUACACUCUCAGGUAAUUAAUGAAUUCUGCAAGUCGAUAGGAGCAGAUGCAAAACAGAGACAAGGACUGAUUCGAUUAGCGAAAAAGAAUGGGGAGAGACUUGGGUUUCUGGCAUGAUGAAAGAUUGUGUAUUUCUGCUUUGUGAUUACCACAAGAGAGAUGUUCAUAUUGUGGACUUACAGGGUAGAAAAUGUAUUCAUUUAGAUUUCUCCUUCAGAACUGGAUUGUAAACUACCAUGUAUAACCUCUUUAUCAUAUGUACUCAAAAAAUCUUUCACCCAACUGUGAUAUUUUGUGUUUUCUAUCAUUGAAAUAAAUAUCUGUAGAAAUGGUUUAUCAAUUCA